Messenger RNA from Panicum virgatum (switchgrass), 6167 nucleotides. RefSeq lists its product as uncharacterized. The record is from RefSeq and is a predicted model, not a curated record. Gene Ontology annotation, molecular function: metal ion binding. Lineage: Eukaryota; Viridiplantae; Streptophyta; Magnoliopsida; Poales; Poaceae. The coding region runs from base 1 to 5853 and encodes 1950 amino acids. Gene Ontology annotation, cellular component: nucleus. The transcript has 11 exons.
AUGGAUCCGCACGCGCCCUUCGACCACCCGCACCACCGCCGCGGGCACCCCGCCCACCACCACUACCUAGACCAGCACCACCUCCACCACUUGCCCGGCGGCGGCGGCGGCGGCGGCGUUGCCCCUUCGCGGUCGAGGUAUGACUACGAGUACGACUCCCACCCGAUCCCCCAGCCGCUGUCCCCUCCGCCGCCGCCCGCCCCGCACCACCGCCACGACGGCCCCCACUAUGCCACCCUCCCGCUCCGCGCCCCGCCGGAACCCUACUCCCCGCCGCCGCACCGCAACCCCACCCCUCCCCACUACCCCUACUACCACCAGCGCCACGGCGGCGACGACGACUUUCGCGCCAGCGACGAGAUCCGCCGCGUCCCCAGCCACCCCCACCCCCACCAUCUGCAGCCGCUGCACUACCACCAGCAGCUGCAGCACCACCACCAGCAGCCGCCGCUCUCGUGGGAGGAGGCUGAGGAGGAGGAGGGGCGGCGCUACCCCGCCCACCAGCUCCGGGGGAUGUCGCCGCCUGGCACGCGCAAGAGGUACCGCUGCGCCAUGCACGACUCGGGCGACCUGGAGAGCACGUCCAGCUCUGGCCCGCCUCCACGCCGCCAGAGGCAGCAGCUGCACCCAAGCUACUCGCCACCUCCAGAAGACAGUUUUGUAGAUAGGGCAAUUAGCUAUUCUGGUUACAGCGGCCACGAGGGCUUUGUAACGAACAGUGACAGUAACAACGGUAACAGAAUGAUGCCGAUGGCCACGUCGGCUAUGCUACCUGGCUCGCCUAACUCCUUGGGUGCCGGGUAUCCGAGGCGCGCCCCACAGGUCGCCCCUGCGAGAGUGUCUGUGUGGCAGCGCAUUGAGGAGAAUCCCUCAGUGUAUGCGCCGCUUUCUCCAAGGAAAGUGCAUAUUUCACCGAGCAAGACCAAGAACUCCGGGUCCGCUACAAAGGAAUUGUCCAGCGUGGUUUCACUGGAUUGCAAGGCAAAGGGUGCUGAUUAUAAGGAUAGUGGUGAUAGUGCAGGAAUGAAGAAGAAUGCAGUGAAGUCAAAUGAGAAGGCGCGGGCUUCAGUUCUUGUAAAGCCUUCAUCAGAGGCCAAGGAAAAAGAAAGAGCUGCUAGUAAGGUUACCAAGAAGUCUGAUAAUAAGGUUACCAAGAAGCCUGAUAAGGUUGAGAAAAAUAUGCCGGUAUUCACUAGUGGUGGUGUGAGAUCGACUGCUGGUGGGAAGAAAGUGAAAAAGAUAGUCAUCAAGAAGAUUGUUAGAAAGAUUGGCCCCAAAGAUAAACAAACUAGUAGUCCCAUUCCUGUCAUGGCAGAAAAGAAGGAUGGCACUGAUGCGAAUGCAAACACUUCUGAGAAGGAAGAAGGUGAGAUCACAUCAUCAUCAUUUGAGAAGGAUGCUAUUUCUGCACACAAUUUGGUCAGCACUAGUGACACAGCUGGAGUUGGUAACACUGUGGAAGUCCAAAAGGAACAAAAUAAUGAUUUGGUGAAUCUGAGCAAGAGCAAUGCUGCUCCGACCAUUGCAGCUAUGGAUAUUGUUGAUACAGCGAGUGUUAGCAGGAGAGAACAUCCUGGAAAAGAAGAUGGUAAGAGCUUCAUGAAUUCAGUUGAUGGUAAUGCUUCAUCAGCCAUUGAAUCUACUAAAACAUUCGGCACAACUGGUGAGCAUCCUAGGAGAGAAGACGACGGGGGUUUCAUUGAUCCAAGUGGUCUAAAUGCUGGUUUUCCUUGUGACAAUAGUGAUUCUCAGAAGGAAGAGGGUGGUCAAAUUCUGGCAGUUUCAGGCGCACUCAAUGUUACAUGUAACCCCCCAAGGAUGCUUGAUGCUGUGAAACCACACGAGUGCGAAGUGGAGAACAUUGAGAACAAAGUUCCAGAGGACCUGAGUGGAAACAAUCCUCAUAGAGGUAAAGAUGAUACAGAAGUAGUUAGUGGAAGUGGGAAUGGCAGGAGGGAAGAAGGGAAUUUCCUUGUUAAUGAUUCCAUUAGAAGAUCUAUGACAGAUGAAGUUCGCAUGACAGUGGACAAUGAAAAAGAGGGUAUGAUUCUGAUGGGUGCAAGUGAAGUAUGUGUUGCUUCUUUAGGGGAUUCUGAGGGAGCUCCCAAUAUACCAGAAGCCGCUGUUACUCAGGGUGCCCGUAUGGAAGAAGAUAAUAUGCUGAACAACCCAAGAGAAAAGGAUGUGCUAUCUGUUAGCUCCUGGGGAGCCCUUGGUACUCUGGAUAUUAGUGUUAAUAAGAAUAAGAUGAAAGAGUGUGGAAUGCCCAUUGAACCAAGUGAAGCUACUGCUUCUUUUACACAACAAGUGAAAGCUUUGAAUACACUGGAAGUUAGUGUUAUUGAGAAUGUUCAGAAGGAGAUACAAAUGCCCAUUUAUUCAAGCUCAUCUGAAAAAAUACAGUGCCCCAAACCUCUCAGUACAGCAGAAGUACAGAGUGAAGCAGGCAAGAGCUCUAUGGAUUCAACCGGAACAUAUGUAGGAACUUCAGAUAACUCUGUGUUUGCUCCAGAAUUUGUUGUAGAGGGUAGAACUGAAGAUAGAAGCAUGCUCCAUGAUGCAAAAUCUGCUUUAAGUAAGUCAGAUUUCCGCAGGGAAGUUGUGAAUACAGAGUUCUCUGAUCUGCGGCCAUCUAGAGAUAUAGGGAGCAGAAUUCUGCCAUCAUUGGAUGAUGAUCGUAUGAAGGAUUCCUCUGAUGCUGUUAGUUUGAAUAAUGGUGUAGGAAUGAAUACAUCUCAAGUAACAGAACUGGCACAUCUUCAUAGAACCCAUCUGUCUCCUGAUAUCAAUUUCUCCUUCUUACAUUCCCAUGAUUCACCAUCUAUAUCUGGUUAUAGUGAGCAUUCUGUUCCUACAGCUUUGACCCUUGGUAAUAAUAUGUAUUUCAGUAGCGCAGAGGGUGAGGGACAACCUGAGGUAAAUCAUAAGCUAGUGGAAGAAAACCAAGGAUUUGAUGCCAACAAAAGAAAGAGUGAAUCUGGGAAUGACUUGAUCAAUGCAGGUGUUCAGAAUUGGUUGACUUUACCCUUGACAUUCAGUUAUGCGAAUAAUGAUGCUACUGGUAGUACUGAUAGGUUAAAUUUGGACCAGAUUAUGGAUGAAGGGGCUUCUGCCUGUCAGGAUCAUGAUAGUAUGCCAGAUAUGAAGCAGCAUGGGAGUAUUGAUGCUUUGUUUGGCCAGGAUGACAGCCUUAAUCUAUGUGGUAGAAAUACACCUGAGUCAGACCUGUUGGCAGCUAAAGAGAGAAAUGAAGAUGUUGAGAAUGAGAGUGAGAUCAUUCUCCCAGGUGGAGAGUUAGCUUCUUCUCAGGUAUAUGUUGAUCCAGAUCACACCUAUCACAGUAAUGCUGAGGAUUCUGUGGCUGUGUCAAUCGCAAAGCCUGAUUCGUUAUCUUCCUGGAUUGAAGCCAUUGUGUCAGAAGCGAAAAAGGAACAACAAUUAUGUAGAUCCACUCUACCUUCUAUCAGUUCUCCAGACAAGGUAUUAGCACCAAAGGAGGAUAGCAGGAAGUCAGUGUCAGAUUCAGUAGUCAGUUCUGUUGUAAAAUCUCCACCCAGAGUUAAUAUUGCGAGCUCCACAGUUUUGAAGGUUCCUACUAAGCAGUCGAGCUCCACAGUUUUGAAGGUUCCUACUAAGCAGUUGGUUUUGCCCUGUUCAUUGCGAGAGCCUCCUUGCAUAAACCAGAGUGCAAGGCACAGGACAUGGCGUCGUGACAAUGUUUCAUCUUCUAAUGCAUCUUUGCAUGUUUCUCAGCCUUCAGGAUUGCCCCCUAAACUACCCGUAAAGAAGAAUGGCAAAAGUCAAAACUCUUAUAUCCGCAAGGGUAAUGCCCUCAUUAGAAAUCCAGCCACUGGAAAUCACCCUCAUUCUUCUUCAAACCUAGAUGCUCAAAAUAAGUUGAGUAAGCCUGUUAUGAGGAGAAGCUUGAACUUCGUCAGGAAAGUUGAUUCAAAUGACGCUGUGGCACACACUAAUAUUUCAGUUGAAAGACCCAAGACACCCCCUUUGCCGCUUCACACCAAAUCCAUCAGUUCUGCUGCGAAUCUUUUGGAGCCAUUGUCUCAGACUUUGCAGAAGCAGCAGGUUCCUGAAACUGAAAAGGAAGAUUCUAGGGCACAGGUAAACUCAGGUGUUGAUAGCCCACUCAAUAUUUUGCAUAAGCCUGAACCCCUGGAUGCUGGUAAAGCAGUUUAUGUAAGACCAAAGUCAAAUCAAGUAGCUGCUGAACAGGUACAACAUCCUGGUGACUCAAGUAACAGUUCGAUGGAUAAGGUUUUGUUGCUGCAGCCAUCAACAUCUGAUCUCUAUUUCAAGAAAAGGAAAAAUCAGAUUAUUUUGGGCCCCUCUACUUCAGAUGUUUCAGGUGCAAAAGAUAUUACUCAGGCUGAGAAUAUAAAGUCAGGUGAGAGUAAAUCUCUAAUGUUUGCAUCCUCCAACAAUAAUAUGACUGUGGCCAAGGACAGACCACACAAAGCAGCUCUUCAGAUGACAAAUGUUGUGGGAAGUUUCUCUCACGUAUGGACACUCAGUGGACAACAUCCGCGGAGGAAAUCUUUUGUGGGAACUAGUCAUAUGAAGGUCUUCCCUCGUAUACUUCCAUGGAAAAGAAAAAUAUUCUGCCAGAACCUCAGAAGCAGUUACUCUUCGUUGUUGAAUACAAGCUCAUUAGGGAUAGUUAGAAAACUAUUGCAAACAAGGAAGAGAAGUACUAUUUAUACUGUCUCGACUGAUGGAUUCUCUCUUCGGAAAUCUGGAGUGUUAAGUUUAGGCGGAUCAAGUUUGAAAUGGUCAAGGUCCCUUGAGAAACGUUCUCAAAAGGUUAAUGAGGAAGCUACACUGGCAGUUGCUGAAGUUGAAAGAAAGAAAAGAGAGAAGAGAAAGAGGCAGUCUCUCCGUAACAAGGGAAGGACUGAUCAAUACUCUGCACUUGUUGCUGCAAAUCAAUUAAGAAAUAACAACAGACCAUCUUCAGAUUCCAGGGCGUCAUCAACUUGCAAUGAAUAUGUGCGUGUUAACAAAGGUAAUCAACUGGUUAGAAAUCCGAAGAAAGUAAUCCGCAUGCUAGCAAGUGAGAAAGUUCGAUGGAGUUUGCACACUGUCAGAACACGCUUGGCAAAGAAGCAGCAAUAUUGUCAAUUCUUCACUCGCUUCGGCGAGUGUAAAAAAUCUGGUGGCAAGUGUCCCUAUAUUCAUGACCGAGCUAAGGUGGCUAUUUGUACUAAAUUUCUUAAAGGCUUGUGUUCUAAUACUAGUUGCAAACUAACUCACAAGGUCCUUCCAGAAAGAAUGCCAGAUUGUUCUUACUUUCUGCGAGGGCUUUGUACCAACACAGCCUGUCCCUAUAGGCAUGUGAAAGUGAACUCAAAUGCUCCUGUUUGUGAAGAUUUUUUGAAGGGAUAUUGUGCUGAUGGCGAUGAGUGUCGUAAAAAGCACAGCUAUGUAUGCCCUGUCUUUGAGGCGACAGGAGAGUGCCCACAAGAAUCAAGAUGCAAACUUCAUCAUCCCAAGAAGAAAAACAAAUCCAAGAGAAGCAGAGUAGACACCCUCCAAAACAACAAUUGGGGCAGGUAUUUUGACACAAGCAUUGGCCAUGGAAAUGGGGCAAGGGUAGUUUCUUCAGAGGAAGAAGAGAGACAGAAACCGGAGCAAGUCCCUGGUGAUGACUUUGCUGACUACAUUGACCUUGGUGCCGAUAUUGAAGUUGAUGGAGAUGUUGAUGCGUCAGAUGAUAUACAGCUGAUGGAAUUGGACUCGGGGAAUCUCAAGAUGCAGUCUGACAGUCUUGAUGCAGGAAUCAAGCCACUUCGGAUCAUGAGAACAGCAAGAGUUUUACGGUUUCUUUCAUUGGACUAGAUACAGCUGCAGUGUUACCACUGAGUCAGGGCGAUAAUAUUAUACUGUACAUGAAGACUUGAAGAGGCUGAGGCGCUGACAGGAGAGUCUAUCUCUUGAAGACUGGUUUGGACAGGGCGAUCAGUUUUUGCUUGGUUGAAGGUUUGAUUUUGUUUAUCUUGUACAUGUCUUAGGAAAUAUAUAGGUUGAUAUGCCAGUGGUAGAGCAGUGAGAGUUACUUGCUAUAUUACCUGUGUUUCUUCAACAUUACCCAGAGUUGAAUGUAACAAAUAGUUAUUUACAGUUGCAAAGAAGAAAUGCAAAUUUCUUUUUUA